Phytophthora nicotianae INRA-310 is the source of this 330-nucleotide messenger RNA. RefSeq lists its product as hypothetical. NCBI's taxonomy places the organism in Eukaryota, Oomycota, Peronosporomycetes, Peronosporales, Peronosporaceae. The transcript has a single exon. Bases 1 to 330 code for a protein of 109 amino acids. The record is from RefSeq and is a predicted model, not a curated record.
AUGCUCUGGAUGACCAAGAUCAUGAGGAGUGUAGACGUCAUGAUUUGGAGAUAUCUACCACGAUCCAGCCGUAAGGCUGCGGAUCUCGGACUACGACGCCAGAUCCAGGACGAUCGGCAAGUGGAAGAGCCCGAUGAAGGCUUGCGGGAGGUAGAUCAAGAUGGAUCUUGCAUCAACAUGCUCCAGAUGUCCAAAAUCGUCGGGAUUUGGGGUGUAUGGGUCCCGAUGCGGAGAGAUCUAGCAAGAUUCUGCCAUAGAACCGUGAAUCCCGGACGACGACACCAGAUCAAGGACGAUCGGCAGUUGGAGUAUCAUGAUGAAGGUUUGUAG